GUCUUUCUCAGCCUGUCAAUAUGGAAGAAAUAAAAGAAGCUCUUUGGAGCAUGUAUGGAGAUAGAGCUCCCAGGCCUAACGGGUAUAGUGCACAUUUCUUCAAAGCUUCAUGGGACACUGUGGGUAAGGAGUUCACACAUGCCAUUAUGAAUUUUUUUCUCUAGUGGUUGAUUAUUGAAAGAAGUCAACAGUACAUUUAUUACUGUUGUUCACAAAGUACCUAAUCCUUCAAAGAUGACUGAGUAUAGGCCUAUUUCCUACUGUAAUGUCACCUAUAAAUAAAUGCAUUACAAAAAUUCUUGCUAGUAGUUUGAAAGGGGGUCUUACCUAGCCUUAUCUCUGCAAAUCAGUGCACUUUUUUUUUGUAAAUGGCAGGAAUAUAGGGGAGAACAUUCUUCUAUCUCAUGAGAUUGUGAAGGGUUACAAUAGGAGGGGUGUGAGUCCACGAUGUACUGUUAAGGCUAAUGUGAUGAAAACAUUUGAUUAUGUUAGCUGUUUUUGAGGAAUAUUUUAAAAGCCAUUGGUGCUCCUGAAAUUUUCACUAGGUGGAUAUUUGAGUGCAUAACAGGACCUCGUUUUUCAAUUUCAAUUAAUGGAGGCAUGGAGGGUUACUUCAAGGGACUCAAGGGGCUGAGACAGGGGGACACCUUAUCCCCUUAUCUUUUUAUUGUGGCCAUAGAAGUGCUGUCCAAUUUACUUGACAAAGCAGCUGAGGAGGGGCAUAUUCUGUAUCUCCCAUCUUGCAGGAAAGUCAAGCUUACCCAUUCGGGUUUUUCUGACGGUCUUAUGAUAUUCCUUAACAGUGAUGUCAAUUCUCUCAAAGCUCUCUUGGACAUUUUUUAUAACUUCUAUAUGAUGUAUGGUUUGAAGCUGAAUCCUGCAAAAACUGAAGUUUUCUGUGCCGGUAUGGAUGAGGAUUCUGUUAAGGAGAUGUUGAGUUUAAGUGGCUUUAAGAGAGCCUCAGCAGCAGCUGCACUCAAUGUUCCCUGGAUGUCUAGAAUUUGCAGAAGGGGCAGGAGACUAGAGUUUGCAACAACUUGUGUCUAAUGUUUGUUUGGGUCCUUGCAAGGAAGAUGUUGUCAACUGGGAGGCUGGUAAGAAAGGGAGUUCACUAUUUCUGGUGCUUGGGAGAAGGUUGGUAUAAGCUUGUCCGGUUCACUCCAUGUCUUCCUCGACAUAGCUUUAUCAGCUGAAUUAUUAUUAAUGAUAGGCUUGUUACGAUGGACAAGGUUGAGAGGUUGUAUACAACAGUGAACACAGCCUGUCAUCUCUAUGGGGAAGAGAUUGGGAAUUUGAGUUGAGCUGGGCUUCAAAUCAUCUGAAAGGUAAAGCUAUAGAAACUCUUAUUCUUAGCCUUUCAUGGCAUGCAUAAGAGUCUCUGAAGCGGGGAGUGGUUGUAUGGAGUUUUUUUAGUUGUUUGCUGUAUUCUAUUUUUUUCGAUCUGCUAAUCUGCUGGGCUUUAACA
Messenger RNA from Punica granatum (pomegranate), 1465 nucleotides. NCBI's taxonomy places the organism in Eukaryota, Viridiplantae, Streptophyta, Magnoliopsida, Myrtales, Lythraceae. The record is from RefSeq and is a predicted model, not a curated record.